Molecule: messenger RNA, 588 nt
Organism: Penicillium diatomitis
Lineage: Eukaryota; Fungi; Ascomycota; Eurotiomycetes; Eurotiales; Aspergillaceae
Exons: 3
Coding region: 1-588 (195 amino acids)
Source: RefSeq, a predicted model, not a curated record
AUGAAUCUGGAUCUGCCCUCCGUUGCCGAGCUCAAACAAGCCGCCGAGGCUGGGCAGCGCAUCACGUCCGAUGAUGUGUCUGCCAUCUCUCAAGUGGAGAACCGAUUGACUGGGCGAGGACCGGUCCGCGGUGGACCAGCAGCCACCGCCCAAAGUAUAGCCAUGAAGCAAAUGAACUUCGACAGUACGGUGGAAGAGAUUGCUCGCAAGCCACCGAAUCUCAUAACUCAGGACGAUGCCCGAACAAUACAGUCAAUGGAGGGUCGCGCCUUCAACAGACCCCCCGGAAGUGAUUCCAUCUCUGCGCAAGUUCGCUCCAUCGCCAAUCGCAACGAAUACUACCACGUGCCUGUGAUGCCCAUCGACCCGAUGUAUAUCAACCGGGACUUUUCACGUGAUACACAGCGCACCGAGAGCGUGUACCGUGGAGAGCCAGUGUCUUCCUACAACACGGCAGUGAAUACAGAGGUGAGUCAGGUGGCUCACGAUGAAGUCCGUGUUCUGGGCUGGACUGGACGACGCCUAAAGAUUCAUGCUGAUUGGGCCUGUUCCAGAGCGCCGCCGACAAGCUUGGAAAUCUGUGGCUAG